AUGGGAGCUUGUCAACAUUUAUGCAGAUAAUAACUUACAAUGUAAUAGGAAGUCACAAUGUAAUAAAAACAGAAGUAAAGGAAAGAAUCUGAUAAGGAUUCAAAGACUGAUCAUAUUUGUUCAUAAAAAGUAGUUUUAGAAGAAAUCAUUGGAGAAGAAUUUUAGUCUCCUCAAGAAAUUAAGUAAUUUAAUAAAAGAAUUAAAAAUUUGAAUAUAUCAGAUGACAGAAAAAACAGAUUUAUGCAUGAUAUAGAAGAAGAAUUAAAGUAUAUAAUUAAAAAAAAGUAUGAUUUAUUAAUCAUAAUCUAGUAUUUAAGAAGAGUAAGAAAAUUUAAAACGUAUUCAAUAAAUUUAUGAAUAAGAACUUGAACUUUAAAGAAAAGAAUAAAUCUAAAAAUAAAAAUAAAAAGAAUAACUUGACAACUAAUUUUCUUUUUAAAAUUCCAUUAUUUAAUCAAAUGAACAUCCAAGUACAAAUCCCUUCUAACCUAAAUCAACAUCUUAAUUUGCUCCUAAGAGAAAUGAUAAUGAUACAGUUUCUUAAAAAUCUUAAAUCUCAAAAACUCCUACUCCCCCUCAUAAAGAUAAAUCAAUUUCAUCUUAAUCUGAUGUUAUGAGAAAAAGUGCAUUACUUAAAAUCAUUUAAGCAAGAGAAGAAUUAGCCAGUAAUAAUGCAAGUAAAGGUUCUUCCAAAAAAAAAUAAAUGCUUGAAGCCUAUGAAAAAAUGUUUAGUGAAUUCUUUUCAGUAGAUGAAAGAGGAUCAAGUAGUUAAAGUAAAACUCAUAAAAGUCAUAAAAGCAUUUUAAAAAAUAGAUCUUUAACUUAUCGAAGUUUCUCAGGUACUAAAUCAAUUAAAUCAACUCAUACUGCUAUUAAAAAAUCAAAAAAAGUUAGAUUUUCAAAAGAUACUAAUUUCAGUUAUGAAAGAAAAGCAAUAGAAAAGAAAAAAAAAAGUUUUUGGGAUUGGUGA
Paramecium primaurelia is the source of this 970-nucleotide messenger RNA. The record is from the annotation of a GenBank genome assembly. NCBI's taxonomy places the organism in Eukaryota, Ciliophora, Oligohymenophorea, Peniculida, Parameciidae.